GUCUGGCCAGCCCCCGAGAGAGGUCGUAGACAAAAAGGGUCACGUCCAUGUCGUUGAGAGAGGCUCUAGGGUAUGAACUCUAUAGAGAGAAGAGCGGGUUGAGGGGUAGCGAUUAGAUUUUUAAAUAAAUGUCUUUUUACAAUGCAAUAUAUUCGCCUCCUCCCCUAGGCAGACGAGAUGAUGUAGGUAGUGAAGGUGCUGGUUCUGGAAAGCUUAGGAAUCACUUUUGGUGCCUGGUACCGGUACCUCGCGCCGCUGCGAGCCCGGCCUGGUUUCUCUCCGAUACCAACCCUCCAAACACACAUUCUGGGACACGUAGAAGGUGAAAACACAGUCGAAUCAAGCUCAUUCCAAUGUUGCAGUACUUGCAUUAUCCAUUACCUAAGGCCCCUGUCGUGCCCUAUCAACGCCUGCAACAGCGGGACCAGGGAGUCCUUGGCACGCUGCGGCGUCAUCCCGCCCAGGGGGUUUGUUCAAAUCCUGGCCCCCCAAAAAAGGGAAACACAUUUCAAGCAGCGCCGCCCCUUUUUUUUUCCUUUUUAUCCAUCGCCCAUCGCCAUCCAGCGGCCGUUGAAGUUGCAGUUGCAGUUGCAGUCGCACACAAUUCUCAAUCCAUGUCCUUCGUUUAACACCGAUGUGCCACACGGUCUACACAGUCUAGACUUCUCUCUCUCCCCUCUCACCCCUCCCUCCCUAUGAGACGCACGUCGGUUUCGCUGCCUACCAAGCACGUUGCUCGCGAUCCCCACGAGAAGCCCGACCGCUACGGAUUCGACCACCGAGAACCCGGCCUCGUCGCGAAGAUGCAGUCCGCCUGGGCCCAGCAGUCCCAGCGGGCCCGCUACAUCAAGACCGGUGCCAUCGUCUUCACCGUCCUCUUGCUCUUUUACUUCUUCACCUCCUCCGGCAACAGCUACGUCGGCGGCCAGGGACAAGUCCCAUCAGACUCCUCCUACGGAACCGACAGAUGCUCCCGAUCCUACUCCAAAGACAAGCCCAUCGUCCAAUACGUCUCCAUGAUCGACGCCGGCAGCACAGGCUCCCGCAUCCACGUCUACAAGUUCAACAAUUGCGGCGCCGCCCCCGAGCUCGAGGAUGAAGUCCUCUUCAAAAUGACGGCCAAGAUCGAAGGCCAAUCCUCCGGUCUCUCCGCGUACAAGGACGACCCCCUCAAGGCGGCCGAAAGCCUCGACACCCUCCUCGACGCUGCCCUCGAGAAAAUUCCCGACAAGCUCAAGUCCUGCUCCCCCAUCGCCGUCAAGGCCACCGCCGGUCUUCGUCUGAUCGGAAAGGAAAAGUCGGACAAGAUCCUCGAGGCGGUCCGCCACAGAAUCGAAACAAAGUACCCCUUCCCCCUCGUCUCCCGCGAGGAAAACGGCGUCGCGAUCAUGGACGGCUCCGACGAGGGGGUGUAUGCCUGGAUCACGACCAACUACCUCCUCGGCAAGAUCGGCGGACCAGACCACUCCCCCACCGCGGCUGUUUUUGACCUCGGGGGUGGAUCCACUCAAAUUGUCUUUGAGCCCUCGUUUGAGGGCCUUACAGACGGCGGCAUGCCCGCCAAGCUCGCCGAGGGGGACCACAAGUACGCUCUUGACUUUGGGGGCCGCAAGUUCAACUUGUACCAGCACUCCCAUCUCGGGUACGGCCUCAUGUCUGCUCGUGAAGCCAUCCUCGCCGAGCUCGUGACUGAUCUGUACGAGGAGCACAAGGGUGACAAGUCCUGGAUGGAGAAACCGAUUGUCAACCCUUGCUACUCGGCGGGCAUGUCCAAGAUGGCAAAGAUCGUCUUGCCGGGUGACCACCCCCUCGGCUCCAAGCUGGAGCUGAACAUGACUGGCCCUCACUGGGCCGCGCCGGCGCAGUGCCGGGCGUUGGCGGAGAGGAUUUUGAAGAAGGAGUCUGCGUGCAACCUGGCGCCGUGCUCGUUCAACGGUGUGCAUCAGCCGUCUAUGGCCAAGACGUUUGCGAGGGAGGAUAUUUACUUCUUGUCUUACUUUUACGAUCGGACGCAGCCGUUGGGGAUGCCGGAGAGUUUUACUCUUAGGGAGAUGUCGGAUCUGGCGAACAGGGUUUGUGGCGGGGAGAGGGAGUGGGAUGUUUUUGAGAGUGUGCCGGGCGCGAUGGAGGAGCUGAAGGAUAGGCCGGAGCAUUGUUUGGAUUUGAACUUUAUGUUGGCGCUGACGCAUACGGGGUAUGAGAUGCCUAUUGAUCGGGAGGUGAGGAUUGCGAAGCAGAUCAAGGGGAAUGAGUUGGGGUGGUGUUUGGGUGCUAGCUUGCCGUUGUUGAGCAAGAGUUCAGGGUGGCAGUGCAAGAUUAAGGAGGUUCAUAAAUAGACGAACCUUUUUGGAGCACAGCAUGAUACCGAGGAGAAAAUGGAAGGAAAAGGAAGGGGUCAUGGAGAAAAAAAAAAAAAAACCACGCAACUUUUUCGAUGUCUUCGCGUACAUACAUACAUAUACAACCUUUUAGUUAUCAUCAUUUCUUUUUCUUUUUCGGUUGGUUGGUUGGUUGGUCUAGGGUAUGGGAGAUACUGUUGUACUCUGGUAAAA
Molecule: messenger RNA, 2552 nt
Organism: Podospora bellae-mahoneyi
Lineage: Eukaryota; Fungi; Ascomycota; Sordariomycetes; Sordariales; Podosporaceae
Gene: GDA1
Product: Guanosine-diphosphatase
Exons: 2
Coding region: 696-2336 (546 amino acids)
Biological process (GO): protein N-linked glycosylation
Cellular component (GO): Golgi apparatus
Molecular function (GO): hydrolase activity
Source: RefSeq, a predicted model, not a curated record